Messenger RNA from Solanum dulcamara, 684 nucleotides. RefSeq lists its product as uncharacterized. The transcript has a single exon. The record is from RefSeq and is a predicted model, not a curated record. NCBI's taxonomy places the organism in Eukaryota, Viridiplantae, Streptophyta, Magnoliopsida, Solanales, Solanaceae. Bases 1 to 684 code for a protein of 227 amino acids.
AUGUGUGAUGAGGUACGGAGCUUACGAGUGGUUGGUGAUGCUCUUCGGCUUAACCGACGCACCCGCUACCUUUUGCACACUAAUGAACAAGAUCUUCCACCCCUACUUGGAUCAGUUCGUGUAGUCUACUUGGAUAACAUAGUCAUCUAUAGCAACACCUUGGAGGAGCAUAUGGAGCAUUUGAGAAAAGUGUUCCAAGUCUUGCACGAGAAUGAGCUCUUCAUCAAGCGAGAGAAGUGCGAGUUUGCCCAACAUGAUGUGCACUUCUUGGGAAAUGUUAUCAGCCAGGGAGAACUACGGAUGGAUGAGGCAAAAGUUUGGGCCAUCCAAGAGUGGGAGGUGCCAACAAAGGUAACCAAACUUAGAUCUUUUCUUGGACUGUCUAACUAUUACCGCAGGUUCAUAAGUGCCUACUCUGCCAAAACCGCUCCACUUACUAAGCUACUGAAGAAAAACAAGAUAUGGGUUUGGAGUGAGGAGUGCAAGAAGGCCUUUGAAUACCUCAAGACUAUCGUAACAGAGGAGCCGGUCCUAGCAUUGCCUGACUUCUCCAAGACAUUCGAAGUGCACACGGAUGCCUCUAACUAUGCCAUUGAAGGAGUAUUUAUGCAAAAAAAGUACCCUAUUUCCAUCGAGAGCCGCACGCUGAACGAUAAAGAACGGCGGUACAUCGUGCAGGAAUAG